GUUUAGGAAACGACAAAAACAAAUCGAACGACACUAGCCGCAACCACUCCUUCGUACACUUUCCUCGCGUAUUUUGACACCGCGGGGCUAAUCGUUUCACUUUUGCGGCGCGCUGUCAAGUCCCGAUAAGUUGUAGUUGUAGUACGUGCGUGUCGAGCAAGCGAAAACAAGCAAAAGUAAGAAACCGGUGCACCGACACACGCGAGAGAAACAACGCAGUUGAGAGCCCAGGGAGCCCGAGGCCUCCCAUAAUGCGCCGGCGGAGAGUAGGGAGAGGGUGGGCCGGUUUUGUACGCGGAACAUAAUAAAAUGCCACGGAAGAAGUCGGCGAAUGGGCUCAGUCGCGAUUCUUUGAUAGGAUGAGCGUGGUUUGUAAUGUUUUCCUACAGUCGAUACAACGGACUGCUGCGCCCCGUGUGUUGAAAGUGGUGUUUGUGACAGCUCGCCAAGAACAAUAUAGUGACGGAAAAGGAGGCACCGAGGCUGUUCCUUGGUGGUGCGCCUAUAUCGGGUGUCCCAAGGGUAGAUGACCCACACAAACGCGACGACAACAGUUCUGCGCGAAGCAAACGACUGGAUGACUUUCGGGCGUUGGUGAAGCAUCUGCCUUCUAAGAAGCUAGUGCCACUACAGAGCCCUCAACGAAUGCUGCUUCCUACAGACCCGCACAGUCUGACCCGAAGGUGCGCCAGCACCCUUCGUGCAGCGACUGGUUACUGACAGCGUGGGCAUGGGUGUCGGCUGCCAUGGCAGGCGGCUACCGUUACUCGGCUGCAUUAGACAAAACGUACAUGGAGCAACGUUGGGUGCCACCUAGCACCCCGACCGUCCAGCCCGUGCGCACCGUGCCCAUAAUUCGGGCAACGCCUGCGCCCAGCGCCUCCGACCCACUGCGAUUCAUCAAGAUUGGACAGGCGCCCCUGGGCAAACAGGCUCGUGAGCAGCUUCAGGCCUACGAGAGCAGCGUGCGCAACCACGUGCAGGCCAAACUUGACGAGCAGGAGGAGCAGUGGCAAACGAACCUCGACGAGUGGAAGAGCAGACGGAGGAAGGCAUCGGAGAGGGCCUUUCAAAGAGUGCAAGACGCCAAGCAGCUUUUUCCCGACGACGGACGGAAGGAACCGGAGCCGGAACCAACGCUGACCACUAGCACAGAGUUACUGUCCGAGUACAGCACACGGGAAGAGUUCAUACCUUCCAAUAAGGCAGCCCGUCCAGCCCCAGCUGCCCGCCCGUCAACAAAAGGCCCCAAACCGCCGGUGCCUCCAAAACCAAUGGCAGAGCUGAGGAGGAAAGAGUUCCUGCCCAAUGCUGAGACAGGCGAGCAGGACAGUGGCAGGCAAGGUGCUCCGGCAGAGGCCACGUUGUCGGUUAGCGGCCGCAAACUUUGCUCACACUGCAAUCAGCCUCUAGGUCAUGGUGCUGCCAUGGUUAUAGAGAGCCUUCAGCUGCUGUACCAUCUUGCUUGUUUUCGGUGCUGUGUAUGCCAAGCACCACUGGGAAAUGGCCUGUGUGGGACAGACGUCCGCGUUCGCAAUACAAAGCUUCACUGCACGGACUGCUACAGCAAUGAUGAGGCGGGAGUGAAGCUGAGCAGGGUCUGAUGAUGGAGGUGAUCAAUGGUGAAGCGCCUCCCAUGGCACAAAUAUUUUUUCACGGCUGGUACAAGACCUGCAUCAACCGGUGCCGUGUCUUGGCUGCGGACCCUCCUAAGCAGCUGUUCAGCUGCACAGGCCUGUAGAAGAUCCAACAGUAAUCACGCAGUGUUUUUAUUCACUCAGCAUAUAUUUUGUACGUAGUAGAUACAGCCCAAGAAAUGGCAGCUGUUUUAUACAUGCAAUAAAAGCUCAUAGCCAAAGAGAA
Messenger RNA from Rhipicephalus sanguineus (brown dog tick), 1863 nucleotides. RefSeq names its product LIM and calponin homology domains-containing protein 1 (gene smash). The coding region runs from base 747 to 1604 and encodes 285 amino acids. Gene Ontology annotation, biological process: positive regulation of stress fiber assembly; regulation of focal adhesion assembly. The record is from RefSeq and is a predicted model, not a curated record. Gene Ontology annotation, cellular component: stress fiber. Gene Ontology annotation, molecular function: myosin II head/neck binding. Lineage: Eukaryota; Metazoa; Arthropoda; Arachnida; Ixodida; Ixodidae. The transcript is spliced from 5 exons.